UUGGGUAACUUGAAGCCAAUGAAAGGAUUGUUCCUUUGGCUUGUACGUUGUAAAGGAACGUGGUGGAGAAAUGCAGCUGGAUACAGCAAAGCCAGAUGAGGCCAGGUGCUGCUGCUACUGCUGCAAGAAGUGCCAUGAGUAUGUGAAUGUGUGUAUUUAUCAGAAAUUGUUUUUUUCUACAGAUCCCACAAAUCAGUUAUGCCUCAACUGCACCAGAGUUGAGCGAUGACAGGCGCUAUGAUUUCUUCUCACGGGUGGUUCCUCCAGAUUCCUUCCAAGCACAAGCAAUGGUGGACAUUGUGAAAGCUUUGGGAUGGAAUUAUGUAUCCACUUUGGCAUCUGAAGGGAAUUAUGGAGAAAAAGGAGUCGAGUCCUUCAUGCAAAUUUCCAGAGAGGCAGGUGGGCUCUGCAUUGCCCAGUCCCUGAAGAUCCCCCAGGACCGCAAGGACAAGAGCAUCGACUUCGAUAAAAUCAUCCGGCAGCUGCUGGAGACGCCCAACGCCAGGGCCAUCGUCAUCUUCGCCAACGACGAGGACAUCAGGCAGAUCCUGGCGGCCGCCAAGAGGGCAGAUCAGGUGGGACAUUUCCUGUGGGUGGGCUCGGACACCUGGGGCUCCAAGGUGAGCCCGCUGCUGCAGCAGGAGGACGUGGCCGAGGGAGCCAUCACCAUCCUGCCCAAGAGAGCCACCAUCGAGGGCUUUGACACCUAUUUCACCUCUCGAACCCUGGAGAACAACAGGAGGAACGUGUGGUUUGCAGAGUACUGGGAGGAGAACUUCAACUGCAAGCUGACCAUCACUGGCUCCAAGAAGGAGGACACGGACCGAAAAUGCACAGGGCAGGAGCGCAUCGGGAAGGACUCUCACUACGAGCAGGAGGGGAAGGUGCAGUUUGUGAUCGAUGCUGUGUACGCCAUGGCCCACGCCCUGCACCACAUGAACCGCGACCUGUGCUCCGACAGCGCCGGGCUGUGCCCCGAGAUGGAGCACGCGGGGGGCAAGAGGCUGCUCAAGUACAUCCGCAGUGUCAACUUCAACGGCAGUGCUGGCACUCCAGUGAUGUUCAACAAGAACGGGGACGCCCCGGGGCGCUACGACAUCUUCCAGUACCACAGCAGCAACACCAGCACGCCCGGCUACCGCCUCGUGGGCCAGUGGACAGACGACCUGCAGCUCAACAUCGAGGAGAUGCAGUGGGGCGGCGGGGUGCGUUCCGUGCCCCCCUCGGUGUGCAGCCAGCCGUGCCGGCCGGGCGAGAGGAAGAAGAUGGUGAAGGGGAUGCCGUGCUGCUGGCACUGCGAGCUGUGUGACGGGUACCAGUACCAGGCCGACGAGGUCACCUGCCUGCUCUGCUCCUACAACGAGCGGCCCAACGAGAACCGCACCGGCUGCCGCUCCAUCCCCAUCAUCAAGCUGGAGUGGCACUCGCCCUGGGCCGUCAUCCCCGUCUUCCUGGCCAUGCUGGGCAUCAUCGCCACCAUCUUCGUCAUGGCCACCUUCAUCCGCUACAACGACACGCCCAUCGUGCGGGCCUCGGGCCGCGAGCUCAGCUACGUGCUGCUGACCGGCAUCUUCCUGUGCUACAUCAUCACCUUCCUGAUGAUCGCCAAGCCCGACGUGGCCGUCUGCUCCUUCCGCAGGAUCUUCCUGGGGCUGGGCAUGUGCAUCAGCUACGCCGCCCUGCUGACCAAGACCAACCGCAUCUACCGCAUCUUCGAGCAGGGCAAGAAGUCGGUGACUGCGCCCAGGCUGAUCAGCCCCACCUCGCAGCUGGCCAUCACCUCCAGCCUCAUCUCCGUCCAGCUGCUCGGGGUCUUUAUUUGGUUUGCAGUCGACCCGCCCAACAUCAUCAUAGAUUAUGAUGAGCAGAAAACUAUGAACCCCGAUCAGGCCAGAGGAGUUCUCAAAUGUGACAUUACGGAUCUACAAAUCAUUUGUUCCUUGGGUUAUAGCAUUCUGCUCAUGGUGACGUGCACUGUGUAUGCCAUCAAGACUCGGGGGGUCCCAGAGAAUUUUAAUGAAGCCAAACCCAUUGGAUUCACUAUGUACACUACCUGUAUAGUAUGGCUUGCCUUCAUUCCAAUAUUUUUUGGCACUGCCCAGUCAGCCGAAAAGCUCUACAUCCAAACCACCACGCUCACCAUCUCCAUGAACCUGAGCGCGUCGGUGGCGCUGGGGAUGCUCUACAUGCCCAAGGUUUACAUCAUCAUCUUCCACCCCGAGCUCAACGUGCAGAAGCGCAAGCGCAGCUUCAAGGCCGUGGUGACGGCGGCCACCAUGUCCUCGCGCCUGUCCCACAAGCCCAGCGACCGGCCCAACGGCGAGGCCAAGACGGAGCUGUGCGAGAACGUGGAUCCCAACAACUCUAUACCACCAGUAAGAAAGAGUGUUCAAAAGUCUGUUACUUGGUACACUCUUCCACCUACUGUAUAGCUUUUGCCUGCUUUCCAAAAAGGCCCUGCUGCCAAGAAGAAAUACGUGAGCUACAACAACCUGGUGAUCUAGGCCUGUGCCUGCCUGAGCCCCGGGCACGGGGGCGAGAGGAGCCGGGCUCUGGGUGCUCUGGGAUCUGCUCUGGAAGCUCUGGGAUCUGCUUCAGGAUCUGCUCCAGGAGCUCCAGGAUCUGCUCUGGGAUCUUCUCCGGGAUCUGCUCCAAGAUCUGCUCCGGGAGCUCCGGGAUCUGCUUGGGGAGCUCUGGGAUCUGCUCCGGGAUCUGCUCCAGGAUCUGCUCCAGGAUCUGCUCCAGGAUCUGCUCCAGGAGCUCUGGGAUUUGCUCCGGGAUUUGCUCCAGGAUCUGUUCCAGGAUCUCCAGGAUCUGCUCCAGGAUCUCCAGGAUCUGCUCCGGGCAGGGCCCAACGCGGCCGCGCCUGCCCGGGCCCGCUGCGCGCCGCCGCUCCGCGCUCCGAGGGGUGAUUCUGUCUUUCUAUGUACUUCCAGACUGCAAGAUUUUCAACUCUGUACAGUUUGUGAGGAGUUUUGCAUAUUUCCAUCCAUGUUGUUCCGAGGUCACUGUUUGUUUUUUGGAUGCACAGUUUCAUCGAGGCCCGGUGCUCUCGGCACUUCUCAAACCGACCGACAGCCGAGGAUCUGAGGCCCGUGUACAUGACUUGUAUUAUUACUCUUGUAUCACUGCAAUCCAUAUACCUUAUUUUUUUUAACUAAACGAACAAAAAAAAAAAAGAAUUUAAAGACCAAAAACUGUGCUGGCGAAGUUUGUCCCCCCCCUUCACACCUCCGAUGGGCUGCAGAGGAAGCAGGAAGGAUUUUUGCUGAGUUUUAGUAGAGGUCUUGAUCUUUGGAAUGCAUGCCAGUAAUGUAUUUUAUGGUACAUGUUAAUAAUUUAUGUUUGAUAUUUGUAUUUGUGUUCUAUUUUGUUCUUUUCUUUAAGGUAUAUGACUAUUUUGCAAUAAUUUCGAUGAUUCUUAUGAUAUUUGGAGGAAAGAUUAUGGCUUUUACAUGUCUUGAGGUUUUUCUUUGUUGAUGCCCCACCAUGAUUGACCAGUGUGAUAAGGACUUACAGAAGCAUGUAUGUUUUAUACUGUUUGUAAUAAGUAAUUUCGUUAAUCUUGCUGCUUAUGUGCCAAUUUAGUGAAACCAAUCUUUGCCGCAACCUCCUCCCUCCCUUUCCAUUCUCUCGAUCCUGUGAUAUUAUCCAAGAAUGUAUCAAUAAAGGAUUUUGGUUAACUUUUU
This is a messenger RNA of Cyanistes caeruleus (blue tit), 3689 nucleotides long. The record is from RefSeq and is a predicted model, not a curated record. NCBI's taxonomy places the organism in Eukaryota, Metazoa, Chordata, Aves, Passeriformes, Paridae.